CUGUUUUCUCUCUCCGUCCCCUGUUUCUACGAAUCAUAAAUACUCAGCCUCCCAACCCUUAUCUCUCUCUCCCUCUCAGACGCCCAGAAAAAAUCUCUGUUUUGCAGACCCGGUUUCUUCUUCCCCUCAAAUCCUCCCGGAGGAGCCUCCUGUGGCUGCAGCUCAAGGCUUUAUUGUUGGUGAGAUCUCUCCAACGGAAGAAGCGAAGAUGAUGAGCAGGUGCGGUUACGAGCAGAGCGCCAUGGUAGGCUGCGAGGGGAUGGAUUCAGUUGUGUGCCCAAAACCACGUCGUCUGAGCUUUCUAACUCCAUCCUUCAACGACAACGUCAGACCCUUCAGAUACUUCAAUCACAACCAAUCGGAGAUUGGAGAUUCUGAAGCUGGGUCUGAGAUUCUGGAUAUUAUUCUCGCCAAGGGGAAUUGUGAUGAUAGGUUUAGUACUAAUCAAUUGGCUUCGUCGCCGCCGUUUUUCUGCGGGUCUCCGCCGAGCAGGGCAUCAAAUCCUGUAAUCCAAGACGAGCAUUUCGGCAACAGCAGCAAUAUGGCUCCGUUUUUGCCGACACAGCCCAUGUUGUCAUCGCGCAACGGAGGCUGUGUCCGGAUGAAAUCCGGGGACAAGCCAGUCGCGGUGCGGAUCGAAGGGUUUGAUUGUCUUAGCAGGGACCGCAGGAACUGCAGCAUCUCUGCUAUAGCUUAGACACAGUAAGGGUAUGGAACAGAGCCCUCUCAGUUUCGGAAGAAGCAAGGUUUUGUGAGAAAAGUAGAGGGCUUUGUGCUUUGGGAAAAUAUCAAGAGGAGGAGGAAGAAGAUAAUGUUUUUUGGGGGGGUCUUUGAGAUGGAGAGAAUGUAAUUUUUGUAUAUACAAGUCAUGUGAGUUGAUCUAAUUUGCUUGAUUUAUGGUGAAGUUUUUUUGUGUAAAACUCAAAAGACGUAUAUGUAAAUUAAGGUGAUGGGAGAUGUUCCAUUUUGAGGAAUAAAAGGGAAGAGAGGGGAGAGAGAGAGAGAGGAAGGCUUAAAGUCUUUAACUUUCUCUCUCUAAGGAGUAAAGACUAUGUUUGGAUUCUCAUAAUCCUCUCUUUGUAAUUGUAUCUUGGAGGAAAUGAGGAUUGGAUCUAUUUGGAA
Molecule: messenger RNA, 1122 nt
Organism: Pyrus x bretschneideri (Chinese white pear)
Lineage: Eukaryota; Viridiplantae; Streptophyta; Magnoliopsida; Rosales; Rosaceae
Exons: 4
Coding region: 209-697 (162 amino acids)
Source: RefSeq, a predicted model, not a curated record